Molecule: messenger RNA, 1185 nt
Organism: Durusdinium trenchii
Lineage: Eukaryota; Dinophyceae; Suessiales; Symbiodiniaceae
Source: the annotation of a GenBank genome assembly
AUGUCUUUCCCCACUAAGAGAUUGGCCCGAGUUGUGAGCUUGGUCCUGGCGCUUUCACUGUGUGUGUCGAACAGGCACUGGGUCGGCCCACAGGUCUUUACGGGGUCAUGUGCCCAUACUUCUCAGAGGUCAAGUGGGCCACGUUCGAGGACAGCAGUCACCGCUGCUGCGGAGAGUUGCUUGGCCCAGCUUGCCAGCAUGACCACUUUGUCCAUUGACACGGGAGACCUCACGGUCAUCAAGGAGUAUGCAGAGACAGGACUCAUCACAGAUGCAACGACGAAUCCUUUGUUUGUCAGCCAAGCUGGCCUGAGCGGAGAUCCCGUAUACGUAGCGCUGCUUGAGGAUGCGAUAGCUUAUGCACGCAAGUCUUCGACAAAGGAGGACGACGUUGUUGAGUUGGCCAUGGACAAGCUGGCAGUGAACCUCGGGGUUGCCAUCUCGAAGCUUGUCUCCGGGUAUAUUUCCACUGAAGUCGACCCACGCUUGAGCUUCAACAAGGAGGAAACUUUGCGACGUGCUAGGCGGAUCAUUGCUUUGUACGAGGAAGCUGGCAUUCCAAGAAGUAGAGUGCUGAUCAAGCUAGCGGCCACGUGGGAAGGUAUUGCAGCAAUGAAGGAAUUGGAAUCUGAGGGCAUCACUUGCAACAUGACCCUGGUGUUUGGCUUUGCGCAGGCUGUUGCCGCUGCUCAGUAUGGUGCACGUCUCAUUUCGCCUUUUCCUGGGAGAAUCUUGGACUUCCACAAGAAGCUGUCAGGGAAAGACAUUUGGGAGCCAGAGAAGGAUCCUGGUGUGGUGGCAGUGCGGCGCAUGUAUUCCUACUACAAACGCUAUGGCUAUGACACCAUUUGCAUGCCGGCCAGCUGGCGGCCAUCAAGGGGAGCUGGCCAUGACUUGGAUGAGAUAGAGGCACUGGCAGGUGUUGAUCGCAUGACUAUUCCACCUGGGCUGCUCGAGCAACUGGCAACAGGUGACUACGUGCUUGAGAGGAAAUUGCAACCAGAAGCUUGCGCUGAUGAGUGCCCAGAUGAGGAACUCUUUGGUGGCGCCAUGUCAGAGGCGGACUUCAGGUUGCUGAUGAACCAAGACGCGUGUGCUACAGAGAAGACAGCUGAGGGCUUGAGGGCCUUCAUCGCUGACACUGACAAGCUCGAGGCAGCUAUCCGGGAGAAGCUGAUCGCGUGA